Molecule: messenger RNA, 1254 nt
Organism: Nicotiana attenuata
Lineage: Eukaryota; Viridiplantae; Streptophyta; Magnoliopsida; Solanales; Solanaceae
Exons: 5
Coding region: 1-1254 (417 amino acids)
Biological process (GO): DNA integration
Molecular function (GO): nucleic acid binding
Source: RefSeq, a predicted model, not a curated record
AUGAAGCUAGCUCUUUUGGGCAAAAGUAAGCUUGGAUUUGUUGACGGAACCCGUGUAAAAACUAUGUUCAGAGGCAAACUCGCAGAUCAAUGGGAGAAGUGUAACGCGAUUAUACUUUCAUGGAUUGGUAGCACUGUUGCAGCUGAGUUGAUGCCCAGCAUCAUGUUUGCGUCUAGUGCGAGGAAAGUGUGGAGUGAUUUCAAGGAAAGGUUUGAUAGAUGCAGUUUGACUAGAAUAUAUCAUCUAUGGACAGAAAUCGCCAGUUUGAAACAAGCAUAUGCUAUAGUAACACAGGAAGAAGGUCAAAGAUCCUUGGGUGUUGGUGAUGCAGAUAGAGAUCCUCAAACUAUGUUAGCAGGAAGAACUCAAGGCUUCAAGCCUAAGAAAGCAGGGCUAAUCUGUGAGCACUGUGGGUACAAAGGACACCAAAAAAAAAUUGUUACAAAAUUGUUGGAUAUCCAGUUGAUUUCAAGAGUAAAAAAGAAACCAGCAGGAGCAGGAGGAAGAACCUAUGUCAACAAUGUAGCUGUAGAAGAAUACAACAGUAGUGGAAGCCUUCCACAAGGACACUUCCUGACAGAAGAACAAUAUAGACAACUGGUGGGAUUGCUAAACAAACCAUCUGGUGGUGAGAGUUCUAUCAAUAUGGCAGGAGCUUUACAAUGGCAGGGUAUUGGGGAUUGGCUAGGUCAUGCUUCAUUGAAAGCUAUGAAACACAUUUCAUCCCUACAAGGCAAAAUAAAUACUAGGCAACUAGAAUCUUGCUCUAUAUGUCCCUUAGCUAAACAAUGUAGAUUACCAUUUCCUGUUAGUAAUUCUAAGUCCACUGCUAUACUUGAACUUGUCCAUCUAGAUGUUUGGGGACCCUAUAAGGCACCCACUUAUGAUAGGAAAAGAUGUCCUUAUACACCUCAACAAAAUGGGGUGGUUGAAAGGAAGCACAGACAUAUCUUGGAAGUAGCCAGGGCACUGAAGUUUCAGAGUGGGAUUCCUAUCAAAUUUUAUGGUGACUGUGUGAAGACUGCUGUAUAUUUGAUCAACAGAAUACCUUCAUCAGUUUUGGCAAGAAAAACACCUUUUGAAUUAUUAUAUGGGAAGAUUAGCAGGUUGGAUCAUCUAAGGGUAUUUGUCUACCUAUGUUAUGCAAGCAAUCUGCCUAAGGGAGACAAGUUUGCACCUAAAGCAAGGAAGGGAGUUUCCACAGGUUAUGCUGAAACUCAAAAAGGGUACAGGUUAUAUGAUAUGGAGGCAUAG